CUCCCCCACUCAGAAAACCCAGCCGCCGCCGCAUCGGCCUCCCAGGUAAGCAGUAGCGUCCACCCCAGCCGCCGCCAUGAAGCGCAACCCCCGCGUCACGAGCUCCCGCCGGAAGUGCCGCAAGGCGCACUUCACGGCCCCGUCCUCCGUCCGCCGCGUGCUCAUGUCCGCGGCGCUAUCGACGGAGCUCCGCCACAAGUACAAUGUGCGUUCCAUCCCGAUCCGCAAGGACGACGAGGUGCAGGUCGUGCGCGGCACCUACAAGGGCCGUGAGGGCAAAGUGGUGCAGGUGUACCGCCGUCGCUGGGUCAUCCACGUUGAGCGGAUCACCCGCGAGAAGGUGAACGGCUCCACCGUGAACGUGGGCAUCCACCCUUCCAAGGUCAUGGUUACAAAGCUGAAGCUUGACAAGGACCGCAAGGCGCUCCUCGACCGCAAGGCCCGGGGCCGCGCCGCCGACAAGGCUAAGGGCAAGUUUACUGCCGACGACGUCGCCGCCGCUGCUGGUGGCGCCGCCGCCACUGGCGCGUCUCUCCAGGAGAUCGACUAGGCGCUUCGCGGGGAUCUGAUGGUGGUCCUACCGCCUAUUACUCCUUAUCGCUCUAGUUUUUGCUAUCAAUGAUUAUGUGCUAGGAGUUUUAUGUUACUUAUAAACUGCUUUGAGCCUCGAUGGGAGUUGAACUUAAUGUGGAGUGUAUCUGAGAUAUGAAGAACUCAUUAUAUGGCUAAUAUCUCUUGUUGUGUUCUGC
Molecule: messenger RNA, 749 nt
Organism: Zea mays
Lineage: Eukaryota; Viridiplantae; Streptophyta; Magnoliopsida; Poales; Poaceae
Product: 60S ribosomal protein L26-1
Exons: 1
Coding region: 77-550 (157 amino acids)
Biological process (GO): translation
Cellular component (GO): large ribosomal subunit; ribosome
Molecular function (GO): RNA binding; structural constituent of ribosome
Source: RefSeq, marked provisional